AUGGUCGGGACCACGCCGCCUCUUAUGGCUGUUUUUGGGUCGACUGACUCCUGGCUCCGCCUACUUGUGCUGGACGACUUUGAGGGGACCAAAUGGGGCUGGCUCCUACUCGGGGGCGUUGUGCUUCUUUCCGGGGGAGCACGCUUGGGGAGUAUCAUGUGGAGCUACCUCGCUGGACUCCGCCGCGAUCUCCAGGAAAUCAAAGCCGUUUGUGAAUCCUUAAGUGCGAGCCUGGACAAAUGGAGCACGAUUCACUCCGAGAACUUCGGGCGGCUGGAGCGAAGUAUCAUACUCCUCCUUCAGGACCACCGCCGAGCUGUGGUUUGUGAGCCGCAGAGCUUCAUGCAACCACUGCUUUUGGAGAACUGGAACCAAACCCGCCUGGACAUUCUUCAACAAAUCAGGCUUUUGGGCCUGGAGCUACAGGACAUGCGCCAUACCAUGGAUGACCUCAUCAAGGUUCAGGCUCUGAUUCGGAAGUCUUUAGUUCCCGUGACCACAGACACUCCUGCGGACAUCAAGGAAAUCAAUGGGCACUUGUCUAUGAUCAGAGAAGGGAUCGAACUGGACACGCAGGGCCUGAUUGGAGCGGUCCAUGGCAUGGAAGAACGCUUACAACGCGUUCGUCAGGAACAACGCGCGCAGCCUGCCCUACACCCCCAUUUCCAGUCGGAAGUGCUUGUGCAGCUCUCUGUCAUUCGCUCACACCUGAGCUCUGGAGGGCACUUGGAGGAUGCCACCAGGCCUGAUCCGCCUCCCUGGACCUGA
This is a messenger RNA of Symbiodinium sp. CCMP2592, 768 nucleotides long. Lineage: Eukaryota; Dinophyceae; Suessiales; Symbiodiniaceae. The record is from the annotation of a GenBank genome assembly.